Ruditapes philippinarum (Manila clam) is the source of this 1907-nucleotide messenger RNA. RefSeq lists its product as uncharacterized. Lineage: Eukaryota; Metazoa; Mollusca; Bivalvia; Venerida; Veneridae. The coding region runs from base 3 to 1907 and encodes 634 amino acids. The transcript has a single exon. The record is from RefSeq and is a predicted model, not a curated record.
AUAUGUUUCAAUCACCUGAAUAUAGUAACACAUUGUCACUGAAGUUAUCUGAGGUGUUAGAGGAUGUUGGUAUCAAUGAAAAAAUGAUAAUGAAAAGAAGAAGGGCUUUCAUGCUGAUAGAGAAUAUUCUAACUGUGGCAAAGAGGUCAAAAGAUGUGAACCGGACGGUAUAUUGUUUUGGGAGUCAAUCUGAAGGCACAACUACUUUAGAACUUGAUUCAGAUGUUGACAUACUCUAUUUUGAUCAUGAUUAUAAUGUAAUACGGGACUGGUCAGAGUGGAAACAGAAUAAAAAAAAUCUUCUUAUGAUACGGGAUGAGGAUGUAACACCUGGAUAUUGUUUUCUACAGGUACUUCGAUCUGAUGAACCUCUCUUUGAGACAAACAUUAUUUGCGCAGAUUAUUUCAGAGAUAACAAAGGGAGGAUAUUAUUGAAAAAUACAUGUGUCACUGGUAUACAUGAAGGUACUGAGAGACACGGUCCAUCUAUUGCUAGGCCCAAGAAAGGAAAAUACAAAGCCUUUGAUACGGUACUUGCGUUUCCCUGUAAUUCAUGGCAACAGUCAGCUUCACAUUUACAAGAAAGACAUAGAAUAGGGGGAUGGCCAACAUCAGAAAUGAUCAGAUAUGCUGUUAGUAAUGGUUGUUUUGUUGUUGGUGCUAGCAGUAAGAUUAGUACUUACCCGGAACUAGAAUGGAGAAUAUCUACAUCAUUUGGGGAAAGAUGCUUCAUGUUCAAUCUAAACAUUACACAAUUACAUUCUUAUGUUUUGAUGAAAUUUAUUUUGAAAUCUUUCCUAACACCUCAAAGAGAAAGUUCUUUGUCUAGUUUUAUGUGUAAAACGGUAGUUUUACAUUGUAUACAAAACGCCGACCGAACCAUUUGGAGAAAGAACAAUCUGUUCACAUGUUUAACAUAUUGCUUGCUUGAACUGCUAUGCUAUAUUCAAAAUGGAAAUUGCCCGCAUUUUAUAAUUCCAGAAAACAACCUGAUGUCCAGACAGUUUACGCCUGUAGACAAACGUUACCUUUUAUGGAAGAUUAGUGACAUAAUACAGAGUGAUGGUAAAUGUUUGCUUGGAAUAAGUAUUGAUGAUAUCGGUUAUCGAUUACAGGUCAAACUUCUUACAAAUCGUGCAAUACCUCAUGGUGUGUCUACUGUUCGUGACAUAUCUACUGUUCGUGACAUAAAUGAACUUUCGGGUUUGUUAUUUAUCAGCAUAGCAAGACAUAUUAGCGGAAGCACAAUAGGGUUUUUAAAUUUCAUUUCAAAUGGUAGUAUAGUUAAUCUCAAACAAUGUAUCUCAAAGCUAGCAAACUAUAGUGUUCAUGGACACAGACUAGAACAGCUUGCAAGCCGUUAUCAGUUGCCGUUUCUUUAUUCUACCCUUGGAUCUAUGAUGGUGUCAUCAAAUAUUCAACAGAAUACUGCCGUUCAAUAUAACGCACUAAAAUGGCUAUCACUUGGUCUAAACUCGGAUGUAACAUCCGGCAGACUUAAACUAGCGUCAGUGUUGUAUUGUAUUGGCUUUUUGGAUGAUGUGGAGAUCAUUCUAAGACAAACUGAAAGUCGAUACAACUGUGAUAUUGUUGAACCUGUAUGUGGUUGCUGGGCUCAUCCAAUUUCUAAUCGGUCUGACAAAUUUAACAGAAAAUGUUACGAACAAAACGAAGAUUCCAUCAAUCGAAUCACAUCAUUUUGUGUCAGAUUCAUGCAAAAGGAGAUCAACUGUGUUCCUCGAGAGUUGCAAUAUGAAAUGAUAAGAUCUUCACAAGAUGACAUGCAACACAGAAGUGUUACGGAAAAACAGUGGAUGAAUUUUGCAGUGGUUGAUUCUCUCCCUUUUCUCUAUUUUUUACAGUACAAGACAUAUGGACAUCUACAAAGACACCAGGAUCAACAAUGA